AUUGAUUAUCUUAUCGGCUCAACUCCACUAACGGCCUUCUUCUUGGCCACGUGGGUACCUGCUGCCUACAAGGUCGGUGUGCCAGCUUGGUUGUCUUUCUAUAAAUACCCAAGCAUAUCUUCAUUACAAGGUACAAUCUCUCUCUCUCUCUCUAAACACUCUCUCUCUUCAUCCUUUCUUCUCAUCAGAUCACUAACUUUAGCAUCGAAGCGGUUGUCUCCGGACAAUCCCGGGUUAGCUUAUCUAUGUUGACUGUGCAGGUACAUAAUUGGACGGUAAACCUUUACCAACCCUCAAGGAUUAACGGUACCGAAGCUCAUCCGGAACAAUUUUAUCUUGCUAUUUUGAUACUCGUGUUAGUUUUACUCGUGUUGUCGUAUCGUGUUAUAGAUUAGCUCUAAUUUUUCCUAUGUGAACCGGUAUUCAACACCCCUCCCCCUAAAUGUCGGCCUUCGAGGCCCUAAAAUAAUCGACGCUCGUAAUAGGCUGGGAAAGUAAAAGCGUUUAAUAAAAGCGUUUUUCAGAAUUUUACUUAACAUCAUACUACUUCAGAAUUCAGAUAAAUAGAAAUGAAAUCACCCAUAAUUUGAAACCCAUAAACGCAAGAUUUGACAAGUUUUCGCUCAUCAGUCUUCAGGAUGAAUCGUGUGAAAAUUGCUGCAUUAUCUUACAUACUGAGCUCUGUUAUGAUAUUAAUGGGGUUUAUUGCUCAAUUUACGUCGUACUCAAAAUAUGGGGCGGUUUGGUGUAUGUUUGGUUUUGGCGUGAUAUCGUUGAUGAGCUUUUGGUAUGUGCAAAUGCUCACUGUCAAAGCUCCAUUUUACAAGGAACUGUUUGUUUUCGAGCUGGUUUGUAGUGUGAGUCAGGUUUUUGGCUUAAUUCUUGCCUCUCUGGGUGACUUCUCAAUCUACAUCUUCGAGGGUCCUGCUUGGUUCGUGUGGGUCGGUAUUGCUGGGUGUCUACUGAUGCUCGUGGGAGGUGUGGCGCUUCUGGUAAAAGAAAUCGUGAUCGAGAAGUUGGAAGGAGAGAGCUUACUCCCGGUGAACCAAGGCGGGCUGAAGAAGUAAAGGUUUUGGUGGUUUUCCCUAUAGAGUUUUAACAUUCUGAUAUCAUGUUCUUGUAUAACAUGGCUUGUAUAAAGGUACUGCAAGUAACUCGUAGGUAUUAUGCAUUUAUGCAUAUCACAAUAGUAUAUUAGUAUGGCAGGUUUGAGAUCGAUGUUGAGGCGUAGAUGAAUUUUUGUUGAUAAAUACUAGAAUUACUACUAAGACAAGCAUCUAAGUGCUAUAAUUACACUUAUCACUCUCAUUGUGAAAAUUUUCUCGUCUAAUUGCAAAAUACUUUGU
Chenopodium quinoa (quinoa) is the source of this 1346-nucleotide messenger RNA. RefSeq lists its product as uncharacterized. The record is from RefSeq and is a predicted model, not a curated record. The transcript is spliced from 3 exons. Bases 639 to 1067 code for a protein of 142 amino acids. NCBI's taxonomy places the organism in Eukaryota, Viridiplantae, Streptophyta, Magnoliopsida, Caryophyllales, Amaranthaceae.